Molecule: messenger RNA, 2701 nt
Organism: Pollicipes pollicipes
Lineage: Eukaryota; Metazoa; Arthropoda; Thecostraca; Pollicipedomorpha; Pollicipedidae
Product: serine/threonine-protein kinase DCLK1
Exons: 12
Coding region: 96-2159 (687 amino acids)
Biological process (GO): intracellular signal transduction; protein phosphorylation
Molecular function (GO): ATP binding; protein kinase activity
Source: RefSeq, a predicted model, not a curated record
GCGUUACCUAGCAGCAUCCGGACCAUUUUUGCGGGGAUUGGUCCUUUUUCGAUGGGAGGGCAGGGGAAUUUUUACUAGAUUUAUACCCUAGCAGCAUGAAAUUGCUGGAAGACGUCCAGCACAACGGUGAAGGUAAAUUCUUGUGGAAGGACGACAUGGUGGCGGGCGACACGAACGGCUUCGGCGUCGAGUCGGAGGAGCACGCCGACUCGGGUGGCGAGCCUACCGGCCUGCUGGGCCUCACCGCCAACAACCCCACCGGCGCCAACCGCACCUCGCUCGUCAAAAUGUCCGCAGACAAGCGCGCCAAAAAGGUCCGAUUCUACCGCAACGGCGACCGCUUCUACAAGGGUCUGCCGUUCGCCGUGCCGCCGGACCGUUACCGCACGUUCGACAGCCUGCUGGCUGACCUGACGCGCUCCUCGGUGGUGGAUCGCGCCGCGCUCCCCAAGGGCGUGCGCGUCAUCUUCACCCUGGACGGCAUGAAGAUCACCUGCCUGGACGACGUACUCGAGGGCCAGAACUACGUGUGCGCCAGCACGGACAACUUCAAGCGGAUCGACUACCUGGGCAGCCAGGACCCGACGUGGAACACGCGCCGAGGCCAGCCGUCGCCGGCGCACACGCCGCCUCAGCACACAGGCAGCGCCCAGGACAUGAUGGAGGGCGCCGACCGGAUGGCAGCCGGCUCGAGCUCGCGAGACUUCAUCCGACCCAAGCUGGUGACGGUCAUCCGAAACGGCACGCGGCCGCGCCGCAUCGUGCGCAUGCUGCUCAACAAGAAGACGGCCCACUCGUUCGAACAGGUGCUGCAGGAGCUGUCGCGCGCCGUCAAGCUGGACUCGGGCGUCGUGCGCAAGAUCUUCACGCUGGAGGGCCGACAGAUCAGAGAGCUGGAAGAUUUCUUCGACGACGAUGAUCUGUUCAUCGCGUACGGAUUAGAAAAGCACCGGCCGGACGAUUUCGAGCUCCACCCAGAUGAGACCAAGUGGAUCUCGAGUAAAAGCGCCAACCAGCCCCGGACGGCGCCCGGCCGGCGCGUUCUCUCGGCCCGCCCCGACGGCUACGGCACGUUGGCCACGCCGCGCGCGCGCCGCCGGCUGCGCGCCAAGUCGCCGUUCCUGGCGUCCGGACAGCAGAACGGCGCGCCGCCGCCGGCCGCCGAGAGCGGCGUCCAGUGCCCGGCGCGCGUGCGCGAGAAGUACUGGGUCGGCAGGAAGAUCGGCGACGGCAACUUUGCCGUCGUCUGCGAGUGUGUGCACAGGUCUGCGGGCUCGGAGUAUGCGCUGAAGGCCAUCGACAAGUCCAAGUGUCGGGGCAAGGAGCAUAUGAUCGAGAACGAGGUGGCCAUCCUGCGCCGGGUGCGGCACCCCAACAUCAUCCAGCUGGUGGAGGAGUUCGACUUCCCUGGCGAGCUGUACCUUGUAAUGGAGCUGGUCAAGGGCGGCGACCUGUUCGACGCCAUCUCGACCACCAGCAAGUACACGGAGCGGGACGCCAGCAGCAUGGUGCGCGACCUGGCUUCGGCACUCUCCUACCUCCACCACCUGGACAUCGUGCACCGCGACAUCAAGCCCGAGAACCUGCUGCUGGUGGAGCGGCCCGGCGGCUGCAAGAGCCUCAAGCUGGGCGACUUCGGCCUGGCGCAGGAGGUGACCGGGCCGCUGUACGCCGUCUGCGGCACGCCCACCUACGUGGCGCCGGAGAUCCUCGGCGGCACCGGCUACGGCGUCAAGGUGGACGUCUGGGCGGCCGGCGUUAUCACGUACAUCCUGCUGUGCGGCUUCCCGCCGUUCGCCUCGCCCGAGAACAACCAGGAGGACCUGUUCGACCGCAUCUUGUCGGGCUACUUCGAGUUCACGCCGCCUUUCUGGGAUGAAGUGAGCGACUCGGCCCGCGAGCUCAUCCUGGCCAUGCUGCAGGUGGACCCAGAGGCGCGCUUCUCGGCCGAGGAGGUGCUCAUCCACCCGUGGAUCGCGGAAGACGAGGCAUUAGAGAAUGACAUGCACGUGACCGUCUCGCAUAAGCUGGGAAUUCACUUCGACACGGACUCGGGCCGGCACAAGAACGCUGGACUGAAUCUGAUGACGACAACUGCCCUAGACAAGGAGCAGGAGCUGUUCUUAGGCCAGUCCCUGCUGGGUGCGACCAGUCACUGAGUUGGCGGGUGACGUGCGGGCAGUGACGCGAAUCUCAACCAACGACCAUGCUCCCAAGCGAUCUUUUUAUUUGUGUUGCGUCGGUUCGAGUGGCUCCAAAUCAGGCGUGCUGCGCUGUGCAUGGUUUGGUUGUGCCGUGAUUUUAACGAGCCGGACGCUGCCGGUGCGAGCCGGGCCGGGCAAUAAUUGGCGCCGUUGGUGUGGUGUCUUUACUGUAAAUCUAGUGCUUUUAACGAGCGUACGACGCAAGCUGCUGUGGCCGCCUCGCUGCGCCUCCGAUUCCCUCACCGCCCGUGUGCUCGUCUCUAGUCUAUUUCGUGGCGCGGCGCCGGGUGGCUCGGUGCCGCCGGCCGCCCCCCAGGACGGGUCCUGAAAUUGAGCGUGCCGCUUCGGGGAUGCGCGCCGUCUGGCCGCGUACCCUGCUCCCCGCGGGUGGUAGCCGCUCGUUUGUCUUGGUGCACAACGAUACCGCUGGCCUAAUCAGCUGUGUGAUGUAUUUUAUUCGUAGUAAUUAUUUUGUCAAAUAAAUAGUUGCACGCGAA